AUGCUGCUGAGCGCGGAUGACAACCUCGCUGCAUUUCAGCUGGUCGAGGUUUUGCUCAGUGCAGUGAUGCCGAGAUUGAUGUUCAAUCCCAACCUCCUUGGGAUUCCGACUCUUGAAUGGGCACUGAUGCAAGUUGAUAUGACCUUGAGCCAAUGCAAUGCGGCAGCUUGGGUGAUUAAGAAGAGCCUGAACCUCCACAGUCGUUUGCAGGGCCGAUCGAAGACCCGACGGGAUGAUGAAGUUCAGGAGGAACUGUUCGAUUGCAUCAUUAGUGGCAGCUUUCCUGUCGGUGUUCCGAAUGACAUAGCCCUCACAAAGGCAUCGAUAGGCAAGGCUCCGGUUCGCAAGAGAUUGCGAUUGAAUACAAAGACAACCCCUAUCAUCCCGAGCCCAGCCACGACUCCAAGCCCAGCUACGACUCCAAGCCCAGCUACGAAUACUUCUGGCACCUCGGAGACUGCGGCCCAAGACGUGACGGUGGCUGAGGUUAGUGUUGGUUGCUGUGAGCUUCCGGCAGAGGGUGAGGUUAGUGUUGCUGGCUGUGAGCUUCCGCCAGAAGACAUGCCUGUUGACUGCGAUGCAGAGGGUGAGGUUAGUGUUCCCGGCUGUGAGCUUCCGCCCGAAGACAUGCCCGUCGACCGCAAUGCAGAGGGUGAGGUUAGUGUUCCCGGCUCAGAGGCAUUGGGACAGGUUCCUUCAGCCCUUUUUGAGGGCGACGGUGUACUUCGUAUGGUGGACCUGGUGUCUGAGAGUGAGGAAGAGCAAGGUUCGAGAGAUCAGGGUUCGACCGUGGAGCCGACUACGAUUGCGCCGACGAAAGCAGAUGUGGAAGCUGCACGGGCCAACUCGUCGCAGACUGUGCGAGGUGCAGAGAUUGUUUUGUUAUCGAUUGGGAAUAUCCAGCCAGACGCCGUUGAUACGCUUCCGUGGGAUGGUGUGCCGGCAGUGCCCUACGUCUUGCAGCAUGGAUGCACUCUCAGGGUCGAGCCAUUGGACUCGGGUGCCGAGCUCGAGCCGAUUGGUGCUGGUGUUGCAAGCUUGGCUGCACCUGUGGCCACGGAAAGGGCUGCAGCAAAAGCUGUGCCUGCGGCUGCGACAGGGUUGGCGGGUGAGCCGUUGGAUCCUGUCGUUGUCGCAAAAUAUGACAAGUUCUGGUCCAAGUAUGUUUGCAAAGAUGGUGAUAUUUGGAAGAAUGUAGAUGGACCCGAGGAUGAGGAAAGCAAGGCCAAGCUGAGAAGCUUGGGCCUGUGGCGGCCAAACUUGGCUCUUGACCUUUCUAAGACCGGUGCUGAGGGCGAGGAUGCAGGAUUUUUGGCCAGGUCACAGCAGCGACUGUUGAAACAGAAGAAAACCGAUGCAAACAAAGCUGCAGCUGACAAAGAUGAUGAGAUGAUGCCUGCAGUUUCAAGUGCUGCCGUUGCUAAGCCUAAGGCCAAGAGCAAAUCCAAGGCUAAGGCUAAGGCAACGAGCAAAAGAAAAGCAGCUGCUGUCGGAGACCCCGUGAUCGAUGAGAAGGAGACGGAUGCAAUCGUGCCAGCUUCGGCCCCCGGCUCUGAGAAGGAUCUGAUUGACCAACUCGCAGUGGUCCCUUGCCCGGAGACGAAGCAGGAUGAUGAGAACUUGAAGCGGAAGUGUAAGAAGCGGAAGACCAAGAAUGCCUUGAGGGAUGCCUUUCACGCCAUCAUCCGCCCUCGCAUUGUGCAUCCUUCCUCGCACGAGGACAUGAGUCUUAAGUGCCUUGCUGUUGUUGCCUUUCAGGAUCCCUUUUGGAAGAAGGCAAAGCCUGUCUUGGACAUCAUGAUGGAGCCAGAGCCGAAGGAUCUCAUGAAGGCGGCCGGCGACGAAGCACACAGCUACCUGCUGGAGGCCAUGGGCGGCGAUUGGAGUUGGCAUGCCACGUGGCUCCCAAAGGCUUCUGGAAAGCCUUUCAAAGUCGAAGGACUCUAG
This is a messenger RNA of Symbiodinium sp. CCMP2592, 1947 nucleotides long. The record is from the annotation of a GenBank genome assembly. NCBI's taxonomy places the organism in Eukaryota, Dinophyceae, Suessiales, Symbiodiniaceae.